AUGGAGGCGGCUCGAAGAGCUCUUGACCAGCACAUUGAGGGAGAGAUAGAUUCCGAAGUGUUGCAGACCGUGGCCACUGCCUUCGACCUAGAUCAUGAGCAACUGGCUCAGUCGAUGUAUGCGAGGAAUCACCGCCUUAGCUACUCGAAGCCAACGACACCACCAGGAUUGGGAGCCGACCAAAGCGAAAUGGAGUUUGCAAGAAGACCCGUGACGGCAACUAUGCCAGGAGGAGUGACCGUAAAGCCAGCAGUCCCCCGGCCGGCGAAUCCACUUCUGCCGAGGAGCUCCUCCUCAAUCUCCCCGGUCCAGAGAGGUGGAUUGUCGCUCUUUCCCAAGGGGUCAGGCGGUCGAAACAGUCUCGUGAAACCAGCAUCGGAGCAGAUGCCGGAGGGCAGAGCAGGAGCCACGUUCGGAGAAGCCCUCGGAGACAGCACACAAGUCCAGAGCGCAGACCGCAUCAUUCACGCCAUCGACGGUCUGAGAAGAGCACAGGAUAACGACAAAAACCUCACGAAAGGGACCUUGAGUUCUAUCAAAGAGGCGGAGAAGAUGGACAUCUUCCUGGCACGAGGCUGUGGUACCCUGACCGUUGAACUCGCACCGGGAGUGUACGGGAAGGAACUUUUCCACGCGGGGAAAAGGGUGGCAAAUCACGCUCGCCAUAUGCUGCACUUGAUCAAAUGGCCGGUGCUGAUGACCAACAGGGUCCUACUUGGCAUCGCUGGUCUGUGGUGGGGUGGCAAAGACACCUAUACCUUGCACGCAAGUGACUGCGUUACCGCUCGGUCCGAGCAGUUGGACAGUUGGAAUCCGUCCUCCGACAACAAGACCGAAAAUCGCAUGAGACCACCAGGAGUCUUCAACACUUGGCUCAGGUACGCGGAAAACUCAGUUCGCGUGUUUGGAUCCUGCUAUGGUACAGAGCAUAUCCAAGAAAGGCUCGAUUGUCUCCAAGCCCUGAAGGAGGCCCAUAAAAAAGAUGAGCAUGCCUUCCCAGCUGCCUACUGCAUCGAGCUCUUUGAGGAACUUGUCGCGGCUUGGUGCGAAGAACUGCGAGAAAGCAGAAGGAAACUCUGCUCUCUGCUGGGGACCGAAAAUCCACGGCUUGAAGACCUGAAGCUGCUAGCUUUGGCGCCGGGAGCGGAUGGGCAAGCAAACUUCCAGUUUCCAAGCAUAUGGGAUCUGGGCGACCCGAACGGAUAUUACCAGACAGUUGUGGUACCCAGGCAGCAAAGGCAAAUGUCGAGGCUGCUCCACAAGCAGCUGCACGACCACAACCUCAAGCAGAAGAAGACAGCUGGUCCAGCUGAAGAUGAAGAGCCAAGGACAGGGAAAGCCCCAAAGCUUAACCUGAAAGACAAAGAGGCCGAUGGAUAUGCGGGCGGCAGCAUGAAAUCAGCCUACCCAGCUGGAAAACGGCUUACACAAGGAGAAGCUUCACGGUCCGUGGAGCACGCACCUAAGGAUCCCAAGACCAACAAACCUAUCUGCUGGGAUGCGGCCACACACAUGGGAUGCACAAGAGGCGACAAGUGCCAGCACGCGCACGAGCCUUUGCCGGGAUUGGCCAAACUUGACUACACAGUUGCCAUGCAGGUCAAACUUGACUACACAGUUGCCAUGCAGGUCAUUCGAAGAGGAGGACUCAAAGGUGGGCCGAAAAUCGAUCCCAAAGAGGUCGACGGAAGGGUCGCUCAGCUGCGAACCCAGGCAGCGGCGGAUAAGGCCGACAAGAUCCAACCUAGCAAGAAAGCGAAAGUCAAGCCCAAGCCAAAGGCCAAAGCUGGGAAGGAAGCUGAGGGUAAAGCUGAAGAAGACAAGGCGGUUCAGGGCCCAGAUGAGGGCUGGCUGCGAAUACCCUCACAACCCACUGAGCAAGAAGCCGCUCCGGCUUGGGAUGACCAGAGCCAAGAGGAGCGGGAAAGGCUGAAACGAUGGAAGUCGCUGGAGGAGAAAGGGGUUCUGGCGGCCUUGGAGUCGCCCACGGAUUAUCUUAGGUCCCAUGUGAUUGCACGCAUGAUGGCAGCACAAGAUGAAGGAUAUGAACUGGAGCUGAACCGGUGUCUCGAAGAUGCGGCAGAACAUGGACAUCCCGCGCUCUCUAAGGAAGCCGGACGUCAACUUGAGCUCCUCAAGCACGAGCCAAAAGCGGGUCACCAAGCGGAUGUCGAAUUUACGCCCAUCACAUGGGACGAGGGUAUUGGUCAUGGCCUGUUGAACUUUCAAGGAAACUUGUCGCAUAUCGGCUCAGUCACGGUCCGUGACUACCAGGAUCGCUUGAACGCAAAAGACAGCGAGGUCCCACUGCAAAACGGGCAGUUGGAAGAAGAGCGCCAAUGCCUGCCUCUUCAUGUGGGUGUCGGGUUAGCGUUGGCCGAUGAUCCAUUUGUAGAACUACGAGAGGCCGUAGCCAGAGCCAACCAGUUGAGAAAACAUCUCUGGGAUGAAGCAGUGGAGGCUCACGCACACCUUGGCGAUCCGCCCGCGUGGAUACCUGAGGGCGAGCACUUCUUGCGUCAAAACAUCCAUGAUUGCCUCUAUCCUCACCACGAGAAAGACUACCGCGCCUUGCAAACCCUCACAGGAUCCAUGCUGACUGCAGACAAGGUCACCAGGGAACUUCAGGUUGAACAUUGGAGGGUGAUCUUGGACCAGAGCAAAGUGGAGGAUCAGAUGGUUCCAGCCAAGUCCCCCGCCUGCACAAGAUGCCAGCAACAGCAGCAAAGGCCUUAUCGUGUUGGUGAAGGAUUCCCGUUGCCACCGGCUUCAUUUGAGUCCUGCUUGCAGGAUGAUCCACAGGCUCUUCAAAACAGCGGUGUGCCUCUGCGAAAAAGGCUCGCCUUCGCCUAUGGGCCAAUUGGUCAAGAGGUGUACGCUGGAUGGGCAGGAUGGACCAAGGGGCUUCAGUACCAGGGGAUCCCGUGCGGAGAACCCAUUGAAUACUAUGAGGACCCGAUCGAGCAAAAGGGCUUUAAGCCGCAGCAUGAUACCCGUGACCCGAAGGUCCGAGAACGAUUGCUGGGAUUAGCUGGUGCUCCACCAGGGCCCGAUGUCCCCAACACUUGGCAGCUUGGAAUCGUUUGUACUUCCUUCUGCGACCACCAGCUGAAGAACGGUGGCAGCAGGACCUGGCAACGCCCACAAGGCGACGGCACUCGUCCCUCUGAAGUUCAAGGAAAUGAAGACGCAGAGUUCGCAGCCGAACUUUGUACGGUUCUGGCGGACAACGGAAGAGUCUUCGCAUUGGAGAGUAGCGCGCCGUCGGGCCGCUACCCCAAGAUAUGGGACCUGCCUUGUAUGCAGAGGCUCCGCCGCCGCACCGGCGCAAAAAUUGUCUCUAUGGCUAUGUGCGCUUGGGGUCUGGGACCGCCUGAGACUGAGGAGGGCCUGUUUCAUCGCAAGCAUUCUUGGUGGCUGGUCUCCCCAGAACUCUACCCAUGGGCCUUGUUAUUUCUUGGUAGGCAGUGCCCAGGAGUCGGCCCGACUCACCAGCACGCACCCUUGAAGGGACCCAGUCCAAUUCCUCAAGUACCUCUCACUCGACUGGCACAGCAAUACGCACCAGCUUUGUGUGCAGCCUGGGGUCUGGUAGUCCGAGCAGCCUUUGAAGAAUGGAGCUGGACAACAUAUCUGCAAGAGCACAGCGUGCUCAAAGCCCUAGAGAAAUGUUGGACCGAACUGGACGCACCCCCUUGGCCGGCUGAUCCAGCCAAUACGUUGGAGCGAACCCUUGGCCAACAUUUGGCACCGGUGGUUGCUGGCCAAGCGGAUGGACCAGGCCUCCCACAUGGCUACACCUGUUCAGGAUGCGAACUCCAACAGAUGGUCUACCCUUGUACGUUUUGUGGGGGGGAGGGGUCUGUUUCCGAUCCCGAAAAGCAAGCUGAGGGGCAGGGCACAAGGGCAGGCAGCGUCGACGACGCCAAUGGCCAAAGCACUGCUGAGAAAUACUUGGAGGUAUGCCAGAGUGCUUACAGCAAGGAGGCAGUGAGAAAAGCCACAGAGGCAGGAAAUGCGUUGUUGAGGGCCGCCGGCUCGGUGCCAAGAGCAGCUGAAUUAGUCAACAAAGCGAGGCUGAGGAAGUAUGGGGAACACUUCCAGAAGGCAAAGGAAGGAGCAUUGAAAGGGCUCAGCCCCCUACACGAGCAAUACUUGAAAGACUGUGUGCUCAAGGGCGUGCCCAGCCGAGCUAAGAGUACCCCCAAGAGAGAGAAGGCCCGAAACCACGGCUCCGUCAGGGGGCACGAGGAAGAGAUGCUGCAGAAGGCAUGGAAAGACGCAUCUUAUGGGGCGGUACUUCUGUGUUCCACAGAGACCGAGGACCAAGAAGAAAAUCGGCAAAUCGACCAGAUACUGACCGAGAGCAAGGUGGCCGAGAGCCCUCUCGGCCGAGUGCCCAAGCAAAACCCCGACAGAACCAUCUCAGCGGAAGGUCGUCCCAUCAACGAUAUGCGAGCCAGGAAUGCUUCGGGCUCCAAAUACGACCACCCACCCGCCGCUCAGCCUAGGGCUUUCAAGUGGCACUUCCUCAAGCCGGGCGAUGUCCCUGAAUUCUGCACGAGGAUUCUAGGUGUGCUGAUCCUGAGUCUGGUGAUGGUGUUCGGUUGGGUAGGAGCGCCAGGGGAGUUCGUGAUAUGGGCCACCGCAGCCCAAAAGCACCACGGGUCGUUCCGACCAUGCCAUCCUCAAUUCAACGAUGUGGUUCCCUACACCAGCCGAUGGCUGAUGGAUGACGGCGUGGUGGUAGAGCCACUAGUGGGGAAUAGGAUCCAGAGAUCCCUGUCAGCAAUGGAUGCAGCUAUGGUAUCAGUCUGGGGCCCUGGAGCCAUCAAUCUCGACAAGCUCGCCGAAGAAGGCACCCCGGCAAAAUCCCAGCUCCUGUGGGGCCUCCACCUAGACUUUGAAGAACAGGUUGUGGUCCUCCCGGAACCGAAGCGAAUAAAGGCGAAGUAUCUCCUAAGAGGACAGCGCAGUAUUGGGCCGUCUCCGCUCCCGGAGAUUGCACCCUAUCUACCAGUCUUUUACAGGCUCCUGCAGCAGGAAGUAGGCGAUCAUGAAUGGGUGAAACCCAGGGGCUCCGAGAGUGAGCUAGAGGCUGCCUGGGCUGAGUUCUGGGAUGCGCUCGAUUGGGUUCGCCUCCAGAUGGAAAAGCCUUGGGGAACCAGUUUCAGAGCAGCUUUCGGCAAGCUCCUGCCGUUAAGGGAAAGGCUCGCACUCCCUGGCAUGGCCGCUUCGGCCCGAUUCGUUGGAGGAGAUGCCACGCUAACCAGGCUCGGAAGCACUGAUUGGAAGGAUAGAUGCUACCACAUGGCGGACAGCAGCAGAUACGUCAGGGCCGUGAGCGAAGUCGUAGGGGGCGGAGAUCACUUGGAGAUCAUCGGAGUGAUGGAGCUUCUGACGUUCAUUGUCCUGGCAGCGGCGCGGAAGGAAACCUGGCAGGGGCAACUGAUCCUUUAUGUGACUGACAACAUGAAUGUCAAAGCAUGGUUACGUACCAGGCGCGCUUCAAACAGAUACGUGAGGGCGCUCUUGCUGCUGCUCCAGCGGCUCGAAGCGGAGAAUAGCUUCACUGUCGAUGGAGCGUACGUCCGUACCUACCACAAUACUCUCAACGACUGGCUGACAAGGGAGGAUGAAGACAAGGUCCAUGCGGAAAUGGAAAGCAGUGGCUGGACCCGCCUCGAGCUCAAUGAGGACUGGGAAGGACUCCUGCGAGAAGCCAUGCGCCCCACGUUGAAGCUACCAGGGGAGAAGGGCCCGAGUGCAGCUUUAGCCAUUCAGCUGGCCAACGAACAGCAAACCGUGCAUGCCUUCCCCGCCAAGAUCGAACCAAAGCCAUUCAAAGGGGGACUCCACCAAAUCCGGCUAGGGUCGGAACUACUGACGUUCGAGCUGGGGUGGGCCAAGGGCGGAGGAUCGAUCGCAAGCCAGGCGCAAGCUGACUGGAUCGUCUGUGUUCUCACUCAAGACCCAAAAGGGCGGGAGGCAGACAUCCUUCUAAAAACCCUCGCCAGAACUGAUUGGAGAGGACGACUUAUCGUUGACCAGCCCAGGGAGCUCUCUGAAACCAGCCGAAAUCGCCUGAUGCAGCUUCAGGUUCAAUGGGGUCAGGCACAAGUGGUCGACUAUCAGACUUCACACCACGGCAGCUUCUUUGCCAGGGCCAGAAGACUUUGGCUUUUUGGAGGAACGGCCGACGAAAAGGAGAGAGUUCAAGCAUGGCGAGUUGCACAAGUCAACGAGUGUCAGAUGUUACCUCUGCGAUCCGCAGAGGAGUCAGGUAAGGGAUUAUGCCCGCCCGACUACCUUUUCACGAGAGAACCAAACCUCAUCACCACCGGAGACAAGUGGCUUCCAAAACCAGUCGGCCACUUGGUUGACGUGCGCGCCGGCAGCAGGCACCUGGUCCAUAGCACACGGGGCCCAGCUUGCGGACCUAGGCUCACAGGUGAGCGUCUCAAGAUCCCAGGAGGCACCCUGUUGGAAGAUGGGACGGGUCUGGUCCGUCCUCUCCUCCCAGAAGAGGUGUGGGAAAUGCAAGGGGGCCUCGCAGAGGAUUGGCGUUCCGCCGACUCGAAGAGAAAGGAUCGCAUGAUAGCAGCUGCAGUCCGGGAGCCAGGCUGGCAAGUGGCUAUGAGUCUCAUGCAGGCUCUGACUGGAACCGAUGGGAAGGCAGGAGUCCUGGACCCCGAUGAGAUCCAAGCCCACGAGCAACUAGAGGUCUGGCUGCGAGCGUGGGGGAGGAACCCGAAGGCUCCCUCUUCCGAGCUUUUCCUUACUUCGUGGAAAGAGCCACGUGUGGCAGUGGCACCCACUCAUGAGUUCGUGGGAGCGACAACCCAGGCGAAAGCAGGCGGAGGCAAACGCACCACCGUGAAGCCAGCACUCAGUGAAGUGGAGAGGCUGGUCCAGCCCGCAUCCAAAAGAGGCGGGACUACUGGGACCCCCCGCCCCCGAGGAGGGAGCACAGCAGAGCUUGACCAGGUAGCCAUGGAAGCUGUCUUGGCCAAACUGGCUGAUUCAACUCGCAGGGUCUAUGCAUCAGGCUGGAAGCAAUGGGCGUUGUACAAUGCCAGCUCGGGCACUCACCCGUUCCUUGACGGAGAAGAGCGCUCCGCUCGGACUGAAGACGAGCAGAGGUUGAUUCGGUUUGUAGUAUUUCUACAUCAAGUCAUGGGAAGGUCCAUAGGUGGGGUCAGACAAAGGUUGUCAGCCAUUCGUUAUGCACAUGUUGCGGCAGGAUACCCUGAUCCACUGGUCGGGCGACCUCGGUUGUGGGCAGCGGUUGCGGGUCUACAACGUUGGGAAGGCGCCCCAAAACGAAAGCUCCCUGUUACCCCCAACAUGUUGCGAUGGUUGGUCCAGCACUUGAAAAGUAGCGGUUUAUCAGUUGUCGAUCAAACCAUGAUCAAAGGAGCCCUUCUUACAGGUUGGUUUUUCAUGAUGCGGGCCAGUGAACUCUUGCCCAGUAUCAAUGGAGAAGACCCCAUGAAUAGGGCGCUCCGCCCAGCUGAUGUUGCUUUCUUUUCGCAUGGGCAGCCUACCAUAGGCGCCAAGGCCGAUGAAGUCGUAGUGCAGAUUAGAUCUUCAAAAACCGAUCAGUAUGGUAGGGGCCAAACACGGUCACACCACCGCUCCGGUGGAGAUCUCUGCCCUGUUGAAGCCUUAGCCGCGCUACAGGUCCUACAGCCCCAUCGGUGGCGCAGCCCUGAAGACGAGGCGCCUUUGUUCCGCUAUGAAGACGGGACGGGGCUUGACAGAGAGGGCAUCACCCAUUUCAUCAAGAUAGCUGCAUUGGCCGCCGGGUUUCCUGGCGAACUCGCUGGUUCACACUCACUACGUAAGGGGGGAGCCACUGCAUUUUUCGCAAGUACUGGGGACUUAGAAAGGCUUAAGAGGUACGGUGGUUGGUCAUCCGAUGCUGUUCAUGCUUACCUUUAUGAAGAUCAUACCGCUCAGAAAGGGAUUUCAGAAGGAAUGUUGGGUACCAGCCUCAUUACACUCCCCAGCCAAAAAGACCCCGGGGUCCGUAGGCAUCCAGCGGUUGUUCCAACUGAACCCCAAGAGUCCUAUCCUGGUUUAUUGGGGGUCCCUCAAGAUGAGUUAUUCCAUAACAGUCAUGGAGGAUCAAACCCUUUUAGCAGCCCAGUUGCCACGAAGCGAACAUCCAGAGCUCCUCGAGGCUCAAACACCAAUCGUGCAUUUUCGUGGGCACCAGAUCGUAAGGUAUCGUUUGCAGUGAAGGCUGGUGCUAUGGAUGCUACUGAUGAAAGUGCCGAUGGGGGACGAAAGCCAGCAGCUCCAGAUCGAGCCAAUGCAGCGAACCUCUUUGUAGCAGCUCACCCAGGACUAGAUCUUUAUCAAUUCCUGGGUGUUCCACCCGGUGCGACUCCAGCUCAGGUGCUCACCGCAUAUCGUCGCAGGUCCCGUGAGACUCAUCCAGACCGCUUUGCAACUGCUGGGGAAGAUGUCCAGAAAGCCAAAGGAGAGGAGUUUAAGAUGUUGGGAAUGGUCCGAGAGAUCCUCUUGGAUCCACUGAUGGCCACUCAAUACAUGAGGUGGAGACAAGAGCAAAUUGCUGCAAAGCAUGGGCGAGGCCGUUCCCCAGUUGUUCCAGCUGGUGUCUAUGCCAAGCAAGCUUCAUCAUUCCAACAAGCCAGAUCAAGUUUUGAUCGGUCCUCCACUCCUGCUGGCGCAGGAGCCAGCAGCUCGGGAGGAGCAGGCCGGGAGGGAUAUCCUGGAGGAGGAGCGCAAGGAGGACCGCCCCCAGCCAAAGCCCCUCCUGCUCCAGCAGGGACCGCGCAAAAGCCAAGGAAACCUCCACCGCCCGCGAAUCCGCCUACUCCGAGCUCAAGUGCGAAGCCAAGGAAAGCACCGCCACCAAGAAAUGAUGAUGGGAGGCCCAGAGGACCUACCACCCCACCAAUGCAAAAAAUGGCACCCACGCAAGCUAUUCCAAAGGGAGCACCGCCAACACCGGCCAAGCAUUUCCCCAGGGCGACCCAACCAUACACUGGAGGGGGCAUGGUGGACGAUUUGCGAGUUCCUCGCAUCGCACUGGCAGAUGCAGGGGUGAAACGAUCAGACGCUCCGUCUGAGUCUUGGUGGUCAGAGACGUCAUCCAGAUAUAGGGCCCCUUCGAGCUGGUUGGAGCCCGGGUCUGAGCCUUGGGUCGAAGAUGACCUUCCACCGGAGAGCACCGUCCCAGACAACGAGGAUGACUAUGUGUAUGUUGAGGUGGAAGCUGAAGACGAUGACAUGGACAUCCUCCAAGACCACCAAUUCGAUGAAGAAGAUUGGGACGAGCCGGCAUGGGAAGAGCUCCCUGAGGAGGGGACCGGGUCUGAGCAAGUCUUCCAAACCUUCGAUCAAGCCGUGAUGCAAGGACUGCUCCAGUUCAUGGAUUUCGUGAACAGAGGACGGGCCAAGAUGCUGAUUGAAGGUGCUCCACCUAUGACUUCUGUCCCAAAAGAGGUCCGGGAGGCAUGUUUGGGAGACCAUCCGGGGCUUCUAAAAAUGCAUCCCAGCGCAAAAGCAUGGCUAAUGGCAGGGACGAAAGGUGUCGAAUUCAAGAAGCCACCACCUCCUAAGCCUCCCAUGCUUUCGGCUCCCCCAAAGGUGGCUCCGCCGCCACUUCCAAAGCCAGCUCAUCCAGAACAGGUACCUGAGCCAAAGGAGCCGCCGAAAGCCCUAGCCCCCAAACCAGUUCCUCCAGUGCUGAUGCAGAAGACACCAGCACCAAAGAAGCCCCCUCCGCCACUGCCAGCAGCCAACUAUGCCAUGCCGGCAAGAGCUAUGGGACUCGGUUCAGGCGCAACAGCAUCAUCUUCUGAGGGCGCUCCGCCCACUGAGGUGAACCACUUUGGGUUUGACGAGUCUGAAGUCGACUAUGGUGAUGACGAUGAUCGAACCCCUGAGGAGAAGGCAGAAGAUGAGGAGCUGCUCGAGAAGACCAAGACGAAAGUGGAAGCUUUCCUGCGAGCACCCCCAGAGAUGAGGAAGACGCUUCGCUCCCAAGCAUGGAAGCAGUGCAAGAGCAAACUGGAGGAGCUCAACUUUGAGUUCAGCACUCGUCCACUGCCCGAAAUGCACCCAGGCAAAUUCGAGAAGGAUCUCAAGGAUGGCUUCACCUAUGCGGAGGCCAAACAACGCCAAAAGGGCCGGCAACGGGCCGCCCGACAUCAGCGAGCCUUGGCUGAAAUGGAGGGUGCCUCCUUUGAGGAUUUCCCGAAAUCCUGGUCACAUGGGUAUUCCAAGCAAGUCCUGAAGCCGGGUUUCCUCGAAGAGAAGAACAAGGAGCGGGCCCGCCGAAAAGCUACAAAGGCCAACUAUCGAUCCGAUAGAUCACGCAGCACUCCACCACCUCGCCAGUCAGCUGCUCCAGCUGCUGCAUCCAACCAGGCUGAAGCUGAAAGCACGGCCAACUGGGAAGCAGGAAGUCAAUGGCACGACUGGCAAGCGAGACGCAGCAGUGAGUGGCAACGGCAUCAACCAGAUGUCACACAACGGAGAGAUGCAAAUGCCGCAGACGAUGACGACUGGGGCAACUGGACCAGAGAUGGGCAACGAGGCAGCAACCAAGAUGGCUGGUCCAGCUAUGACUAUGGAAACCAUCAGGAUCGACAGUGGAACCAGUGA
This is a messenger RNA of Cladocopium goreaui, 10641 nucleotides long. NCBI's taxonomy places the organism in Eukaryota, Dinophyceae, Suessiales, Symbiodiniaceae. The record is from the annotation of a GenBank genome assembly.